AUGUCUCAUCCCAAAAAAAGAUUUUUUGUCCCAGUUCCUGGUGUCCCUCUACCACCUCUACCACUCACAAAACACCCCCUUGCCAUGCCUCAUCCAAAAAAAAGGUACAUUGUCCCAGUUCACAGCAUCCCUCUACCACUCAUAAAACACCCCCUCACCAUGCCUCAUCCAAAAAAAAGUGUCCCUCUACCACUCACAAAACACCCCCUUGCCAUGCCUCAUCCAAAAAAAAAGUAUGUUGUCCCAGUUCCCAGCAUCCCUCUACCACUCACAAAACACCCCCUCACCAUGCCUCAUCCAAAAAAAAGAACACCCCCUCACCAUGCCUUAUCAAAAAACAAAAGUGUCCCUCUACCACUCACAGAACACCCCCUUGCCAUGCUCAUCCAAAAAAAAAGAACACCCCCUCACCAUGCUCAUCCAAAAAAAAAAGAACACCCCCUCACCGUGCCUCAUCCAAAAAAAAGUGUCCCUCUACCACUCACAAAACACCCCCUUGCCAUGCCUCAUCCAAAAAAAAAGUAUGUUGUCCCAGUUCCCAGCAUCCCUCUACCACUCACAAAACCCCCCCUCACCAUGCCUCAUCCAAAAAAAAGAACACCCCCUUGCUGUGUCUCAUCCUACAAAAGAUAUCUAUCCCUGCUGCAUGAUAUAUAUAAUGAGACUCAGAUGGUGAAGACCAAGCAGACAGCUAAGAAGACCACUGGGGGUAGAGCUCCCAGGGUAUCUCUUGCUGGUCUGAAAGCUAGGGAAAAACAUGCUGCCAAGUCAAGCAAGGCCCAUGCUAGGAAGGCCCCUGUUGCCAAGAAGAGAAGGAUGAGGAACUUGGCAAGGAUGGAGGGACAUUGUGGCCUUGUGAUCAGGCAGGUUGCAGAAGGGUAUACCCAAGGAUUGCCUUGCAGAGGUCACCCAGCUUCCUGUGACCUUCAGGGCUUCUACUUGUCAGGCAAGCCAGUCCUGAAACACCCUCUUGUGGUCACUGGGGGGUUUGAGCAUGCCACCACCUCUGAAGUGGCUGGUAACUCUACUGCCAUUAUCCACCUCCACCUUGAGUCUCUGGAGCUUGGCCAUGCCCCUGUGCAUAUCCUUCACACCAUGCUGCAGGGAUAUUUCACACAAGACACCUACCACUUUUCACAACUGCCCUUCAACUUUGCCACUGAGGAGUCCAGAGCUGCCUAUGACACUGCAGCAUCAAAGCUAGCUUCAAGUCUGACUACCUUUGCUAAGGUAGUCAUUUUCCUUACUACCCAUACUGAUGAAGACAGGGGGAAUCUGUUCUCUGGAACAGAGAAUAAGGUUCCAAUAGCCACAGAGGUCUUUGAGGGUGGAGACCUCAUCUUCUUUGUAUGUGGUUCUACUGUAAGGAAGGAGGAGAGCUUCCAAGGACUGAAGGCAGCUGUGCAACAUUUCAAGCCAAGGUCCAUGCUGCUUUUUGAUGCUGAGAGACUUCAACUAGUCACCACCAUUCCCUUCCUCAUGAGUGUCCUUGACUCCACCCUUGUUCAAGGCUUCCAUGUCCAAAGUGCAGUCAGGCACUCCAACAUCAUCUUGAUGUUGUGGCAGGAGAAGGUAGUGGUGGAGAAAUUUAUCUGGACUGACAAGUUCAUCAGGCCUUGGGGACAACAAUUGCCUGCCCAGUGCCCUCAGUGUUAUAGCAUUCAGAAGUGGGAGGCUGGUUGUUCAGGGCAGACUUAUUCCUAUGAGUGCAAGAAUCCUGGCUGUGGGAAGGACACACAAGGCACAUCUCAGCCUCCCCAAACCUAUACUAUCUGCAUGUCCAAAGGGGCUACCAAACUGACACAUGGAAAGGGGCAAACAUCAUCCUGGCUGUUGGGAUCUUUGUAA
Molecule: messenger RNA, 1848 nt
Organism: Pisolithus orientalis
Lineage: Eukaryota; Fungi; Basidiomycota; Agaricomycetes; Boletales; Pisolithaceae
Exons: 19
Coding region: 1-1848 (615 amino acids)
Source: RefSeq, a predicted model, not a curated record